GCCUGGGCGGAGGCCAGCGCCGCACCUGGCGCGCUCUGGACGGAGGGGGCGGGAUCUGGCUGCAUUGUCCCAACGGCGCCCCGACAGCCGGGGCCCUCGGCCUCCAGGCGUCUGGGGCCCGGGGGUUCGAGGACCCCAGACCCGCAGGGUUUCAUCGCCUUAAAUGGUUUUGAACCAAUGAAGCUGGAUUCCCUUAAAAAGACAGACGGCCCAUCGUGUGAACUGUAGAGUUUGUGGACAGAUUUAUAUUGGGUUCAUAGUGGCGUAAUGCCCGCAGACUCCUGCGAGUUCCCCUAAGUUCUUAGAGGACCGCUUUGCCUUUUGAAUCAGAGAGUUGCAAAGUUCGAUAAAGAAUGGCCCUUGUGGAUAAGCACAAAGUCAAGCGACAGCGAUUGGACAGAAUUUGUGAAGGUAUCCGCCCCCAGAUCAUGAACGGCCCCCUGCACCCCCGCCCCCUGGUGGCGCUGCUCGACGGCAGAGACUGCACCGUGGAGAUGCCGAUUCUGAAGGACCUGGCCACUGUGGCCUUCUGUGAUGCACAGUCCACUCAGGAGAUCCACGAGAAGGUGUUAAAUGAAGCUGUGGGCGCCAUGAUGUACCACACCAUCACCCUCACCAGGGAGGACCUGGAGAAGUUCAAGGCCCUGAGAGUCAUUGUGCGGAUAGGCAGCGGCUACGACAAUGUCGACAUCAAGGCUGCCGGCGAGCUCGGGAUCGCCGUGUGCAACAUCCCGUCCGCGGCGGUGGAAGAGACGGCCGAUUCCACCAUCUGCCACAUCCUCAAUCUGUACCGGCGGAACACGUGGCUGUACCAGGCGCUGCGGGAAGGCACGCGGGUGCAGAGCGUCGAGCAGAUCCGGGAGGUUGCCUCGGGAGCAGCCCGCAUCCGUGGGGAGACCCUGGGCCUCAUUGGCUUUGGUCGCACGGGGCAGGCGGUUGCUGUUCGAGCCAAGGCCUUUGGAUUCAGCGUCAUAUUUUAUGACCCCUACUUGCAGGAUGGGAUAGAGCGGUCCCUGGGCGUGCAGAGGGUCUACACCCUGCAGGACUUACUGUAUCAGAGCGACUGCGUCUCCUUGCACUGUAAUCUCAACGAACAUAACCACCACCUCAUCAAUGACUUUACCAUAAAGCAGAUGAGGCAAGGAGCGUUCCUAGUGAACGCAGCCCGCGGCGGACUGGUCGAUGAGAAAGCCUUAGCCCAAGCCCUCAAGGAAGGCAGGAUACGAGGGGCGGCCCUCGACGUGCAUGAGUCAGAGCCUUUCAGCUUUGCUCAGGGCCCCUUGAAAGAUGCACCGAAUCUCAUUUGUACACCCCACACAGCCUGGUAUAGUGAGCAAGCUUCGCUAGAGAUGAGGGAGGCAGCUGCCACCGAGAUCCGCCGGGCAAUCACAGGUCGCAUCCCAGAAAGCUUAAGAAACUGUGUGAACAAGGAAUUCUUUGUCACAACAGCGCCCUGGUCAGUAAUAGACCAGCAAGCAAUGCAUCCGGAGCUCAAUGGGGCCACAUACAGAUACCCACCGGGCAUCGUGGGCGUGGCUCCGGGAGGACUUCCUGCAGCCAUGGAAGGCAUCAUCCCCGGAGGCAUCCCGGUGACUCACAACCUGCCCACAGUGGCACACCCUUCCCAAGCUCCCUCUCCCAACCAGCCCACAAAACACGGGGACAAUCGAGAGCACCCCAACGAACAAUAGCAGAGAAUGAUGAAAGGUAAUCAUUCAGAUAAACCUGGGACCAAGAGACAGUGAAAAAUAGAUGAACUAAAAGAAAAGGAAUUUGACAGUCUUUUUAACUGAUUCUGGACAUAUGCAUCAUUGACGUUGCAGUGUUAAAACUACAAAGGAGCUAGAAGCUGAGACGCGGGAAAAUUGAAGAUGUCGUCUGCUUAUGGAAGCGCUGAAAGACUAGGACGUGAUUUAUUAACGACCAACUUCUGUUAUUGUGUGUUAAGUUUUUCAUCUGUGCAUCAAAUCACAAAGAAUAAAUAGAUCUUUUUCCUUUAUCAGUCCCUUGGGCACAGCAGGUCCUGAACACCUUGCUCUAGAAUGUUGCAUCAAGAGUUCCAAACACCAAAAUAAAAAAUAUUAAGAGGAAAUCCCCAUCCUAUGACUCUAGUCCCUUCAGUCCAUGGGGCUGGUUACCUCUUUUGCUAAUAGGAAGAUUAAAUUACCGCAAAAUGGGGAGAAAACUGUUUGCCUGUGUUAGACAUCUGCAAGCACAGGAUGGAAGACCGUACAGGUUCCUGUACAGAGAAGCCCCUCUCCCAUUUGAACUGCAGACUGAGCAGGCAAGUUGGUUGUGAGUUCAGUAAUACCCUCUGAUGAUGCAAAAAAAAAAAAAAAAAAGUAUUAAGUUUCACAAGCUGUUUGUACUCAAAUAUAUUUUCUCAGUUUCAGAUCCUCAGCUAUUUUAUUGAGUGGAGAGUCUUGAGCCAAAGGGUUCAAGAAGAAUAAUGUUGCAUUUCCUUAUGUCUCAGGAAACACUUUUUAUGGUAACUUGUCAGAUUGUCUAUGAACAAAACCCACUUUUUUAGACAUUGAUAAAGUCUUCUUUUCUUCACGUGAUAUUUUAUACAAGAACACUUCAGGUGUGUUAUUAGAUGUGACUGAUUUUAACAAAUCCUAUUAGAUUUGUAUCAACUAGUUACAUGUUAUAUUCAUAGUCUUUUGUGAUCAUCGCCUUUUUGUUUAAAAGAUGGCCUAUUUUGAGCCUUUGUAUAGGUACAUUCCUGUUUUUGUGACAAAAAAAAAAAACCUUUAAAACUGUCCCAAACAGAAAAAUAAUGGCUAUCAGAACUAUGUUUUGUUUUAGUGUGAGUUACCGUUACUGUAUUUGUUUAUUGUAAAGGUGGACAUUUAGCGUUCAGUGCAGUUUUCAAUAAAAAGUAAUAAAAAUUUGUUAAGUUCUGAAAUUCAA
Messenger RNA from Equus quagga, 2913 nucleotides. RefSeq names its product C-terminal binding protein 2 (gene CTBP2). Bases 354 to 1691 code for a protein of 445 amino acids. The record is from RefSeq and is a predicted model, not a curated record. Lineage: Eukaryota; Metazoa; Chordata; Mammalia; Perissodactyla; Equidae. Gene Ontology annotation, molecular function: oxidoreductase activity, acting on the CH-OH group of donors, NAD or NADP as acceptor; transcription corepressor activity; NAD binding. The transcript has 11 exons.